Blumeria graminis f. sp. triticale is the source of this 468-nucleotide messenger RNA. The record is from the annotation of a GenBank genome assembly. NCBI's taxonomy places the organism in Eukaryota, Fungi, Ascomycota, Leotiomycetes, Helotiales, Erysiphaceae.
AUGCGCUUCUUCAUCAUAGCCCUGAUCCUUCAGUGCGUCAGCUUCUCCAUGGCAAAACUUGAGAGUUAUCAAAUACCUCACAUACCGGAGGAACAGAAAACUUUUAAUUGUGAUGGAAGAAUCUAUGAUUUUAAGAAAAUAAAUAAUCUCAGAUCCUCCAGAACAAUGUUAAACCUUGAUUAUUUAGGGUACAGGGACACAAUUGGAUUUAGUGAGAUAGCCAGAGCGCAGGCCAUAAACACAGUAGUCAUGUAUCACGACGAAUCAACGACCACCAAGUAUCAAUUGAUAAGUUUUUAUUUUUCAUCUGAAUCGACUGAAUACAUUGAGGACCUAUUCGCUUAUGAUGAAGAAUCGCGAGCGUGUGCCAUGAUCAUCAAAUCUACAGGGCGUUCAAUUCUUCCUAAAUAUAGAUCGGGUUCUACUGAACAUCCUGCUCCAAAAUAUAGGUUCUGCCUUCUUAAGUAA